Messenger RNA from Drosophila obscura, 4646 nucleotides. RefSeq lists its product as uncharacterized. The coding region runs from base 881 to 3511 and encodes 876 amino acids. The transcript is spliced from 4 exons. The record is from RefSeq and is a predicted model, not a curated record. NCBI's taxonomy places the organism in Eukaryota, Metazoa, Arthropoda, Insecta, Diptera, Drosophilidae.
CUGUCACGAAAGUCACAUUUCCCUUGAAACUAAAUUAUAUAAAUUUAAUCGCAGAUGUUCAACAAAUACAUUAAAUGACAACAGGUGGGCUCUGUUGUGGGUCGCAGCGUAAAACCACAAAGUACCAUUUUGCCUUGCCUAUGGGCGGUGUGGAGCAGAUGCCAUGCUGCAAUUUUCAAAUUGACUUUUGCACAUGUUGCCACCGUAACGUUACGAAAAUGUCUGCCGACAAUAGCAUAGCAUAUGUACAUAUGUACAUACACAUGUACAUAGCCACGAAAACAGUAGUUCCAAUAGAAGGCGAAAUAAUAAGAAUUGCCAACAAAAGGCAGCUAAAAACGUGCCAAUUGAGAGCGUGAGAAGCAUAAACAAAUAGUUGUUUAAAAAAAAAACUAAAAAUUUGGUUCAAAAUCGAAGUAUCCAUCAAAAUGGCAUUAGUGGACGCCAGCUGCACUUUAUAUUGACUUGGAAUGUGAUUUUUAAAUUGUAACCGUCUUUGCAAUAAUAUUUAAGUGAAGUACAGAAACAUGGAGAUACAUCGAGGAUUGCUUUUAAAACAAAAUAUCGAUAGUAUCGAUAACACCGAUAGUAUCGAUCAAGCACACACACAGCCAUACUUUCGGCACACACGCCAAGGGUAGGUAUGUAUUAAUACAAAGCGCGCUCAAAGAACAAAAGAGAACGAAUACAGAGAGAGAGAGAGAGAGAGCGCAAGAGCAACAUUGAAAAAAUCUGCUGCCAGCGGCGUCGGUGGAUUUAUUUGGCUCGAAAUGCUGCGCCGCAGUUUUUGUUAUUAAUUUGUACUCCAGACUCUACAUAGUUUUUAAAAGAAAAGCAGAAAGAAAUAGAAACUGGAUAGUGAGUGUUUAAAUUGCUAAAAAUGGCCAAUGUUCCAGAGCCGAUGCCGUCAGUGCUGAAAACAGCAAAAAAAACAAAUGGAGACUCCGUCGUGGUGGCUGCGUCGACUGCGGCGGCAGCGUUGGGUGACAACGAAGACUCGGAAGAUUCCGAAUUGGAGGAAGAUGACGAUUUACUUGAUGAUCCCGACGACGUGGUUCUGCAAAUUGACAGCGAGGACGAGGCCGAAUUGGAGGCCCAGCGCAUACGCUUGGAUGUGAAAGCAGCGGCUGCAGCAGCGGCAGCGGAGACAGCAGCAGCAACAACAAAGUCGCAGGUCAGUAACGGUAAUAAGCAGAAGCAGAAGCAGCAGCAGCAGCAUACAAAUGACAAAGCAGCGUCACGAAAACCUCGUGGACGUCCUCCUGGAACGGGCAACAAAAACAAACGGAAAACAUCGGGUGGUAGGAACUCGAGCAGCUCCCAGGUCAACACCGCAUCCUCUCUUGUCGCCGCCGAAGUCUUGGCAGAUGAGAAGUGGCAUCGCUUCUUCUACAGAUGUGCCCGCUGCUGCAACCACUACGGCGACGGACUGUCUCUCUCCCGGCAUUUCCAAAAGGAGCACUCAGAGCAGGACUGCAAUCAGGCCAAGCGCAAGCGUAACAGAAGCAAAGUUUCCCCUAGUGAAAUCGAGUCAACGUCUCCUCUUGAUUUGUCUAGCUUGAAUGUAGGUUACUUGAAACCUUGUGCCCAGCUGCUAUUACAACAGGAAUCCCUGUUGCAGCUUUGCAUGGCCUGCAACUCCCAGUUUGUGGAUGUAAAACACUUUCACCGUCAUCUGAGCGAGCAGCAUGGCUACUUUAAGUUGCUCGUCCCUAAGGAGGAACCAACUGAGGUGCCACCCACAGCUAUGGUGACUAUACCUGCUGCUCUAGCCAUGAGCAAGUCCAGUCAGCAGCUUCAGUUGCCCAUCCCAGCACCGGAGACCCCACCACCCGAACAGGAUGGCAAGGAGCCAUCGGGGACUGGCUCGUGCAACGAUAAAGAUGAUCUCGAUAUAAUAAACGCCAUGGUGACGAAAAUCACAGCCGAAAGGGGAAAGCAAAAUUGCGCUCCCAAGGUCACUAAGAUGAUUAUUAAACUGCCAGGUGUUUCAAAGCGGGGGAAAAAUAAGGAUCAGGAAGAAUAUCCUAAACAAAAGGAUAGAGAGCAGGCAAAACCAGAAUACGUGAAGGAACCUGAAAAAAAGAAUCAGGAGAAGUCAGACCAAGCAGGUCCAGAUCCGCUGCAGCGUCCAGAGGAGACUAACCCAGUUAAGCGGAAGCGUGCCUGCAAACAAUUAUCACCCUCGUUUCUGGACACAGAGAAUGAGAUCAAAACAGAGACGGAGCCAAGCGAGCGACGCAUGCGCAAAACUCGAAACUUUGUCGACUAUGUAAUGGAUGUAAAGGAUGAGGAAGACGAAGACGAGACUGAGGGCUCCUCUGCCACAGUUUCGCCGCGCAACAGCUCAAGCGAUGAGAGCCUGACCUCGAUUAAACGGGAGUCAAUAGAGGAAUCUCAGAGCAUUGGUAGACCCAUACACACCUGCAACUUUUGCGGCAAGACCUUUCAGCGCUUCUCACGCAUGCAAGAUCAUCUGCGAAUCCACACAGGCGAGAAACCAUUCAUUUGUAACCAUUGCGGAAGAGCUUUUCGCUUGAAGAUGCGUCUCGCAGAGCAUAAGCUGCGACAUCGUACUGAGAAGGCCUAUCAAUGCGAGGUCUGUUCCAUGCCCUUAGCCACCAAACAAGAUCUAUCACUGCAUAUGCGGCAUCAUAAGAACGACAGGCGGUACAAGUGCGACAAAUGUGACAAAGGUUUUGUUCGAAGCUCCGAUUUGGCCAUCCAUGUGAGAAUUCACACCGGAGAGAAACCCUAUGCUUGUGAUCUGUGCGGCAAGGCCUUCCGGGCACGUCAGAAUCUUGUGGUGCACCGACGUACUCAUUUAGGCGACAAGCCGAUACAGUGUGAGCUUUGCGACAAACGGUUCGCAAGGAAGAUUGACAUGCGAGUGCACAUGCGCAAGCAUACAGGCGAGAAACCCUUUAACUGCGAGUCUUGUCAGCGUGGCUACUCCUCCCGUGUGAAUCUGCAGCGUCAUCAACAGCGCGAGCAUGGCAAAGGCUUCCACAAGCCAGAGCGGACAAAGACGGGUCAAGGAAAAGAAGCUAAGCCGGAGAAGGGAAAUGAAUCCAUACCAGAGAAGGAAACAGAAUCUAGGACAGAGCAAGGAACAGAACCCAAAGACAAAGUUAAUCUGCGCCGACCACGGCGUGAGAAGUUGCAGCAAAAGAUCGCUGCUCAGGAAAAACUACUGAAUGAUCUGAAGCGCAGCCUAAGCUCCCUACCGGACAUAGCCGAGGAGUCUUCUACAGGAAAGAACGAAUUAGACAUGACUAAAUUUCCAGCUGAUGCCGGGGCUGGUUGUGUCCCUCCCGCUCAGGUGUCUGUCACAGUCUCAAUGCAAGUGGACGCCGCAGCUAAUGUAGAAGACGAUGAGAUCACGCCGGAGAAAGAGAAUGCUUUGUCCAGCGGAUCUCCGGUCGACGGCAAGUCAAAGACAAAUCGAAAGAUUACGAGUUACUUUACCGUCGUUGGUCAGCAGGCGGAGAUGAAAAACCUAAAGACUUAAGAUCAGGAUCAACAACUAUUCUUACUCAUUACUUUAAGAUGCCACUGUACUUGGAAAUUUCGGAAAAAUUUUCACCUCGCGAUUUGUAUUUUUUGGAUUUGCAAUGAAAUCUUGCAGCAGGGAUUAAGUAUUCUUUUUAUACCAACUAUAUAUAAAUAUAAGGUUCAAGUGAAUAAUUAUAAUUUUCUGGUUUGAAGGAAGAGAAACCCAAAUACUUGCUGUUGUGAAGUACACAUAACCCUCGAGAACAAGAAAAGACUACUUUUAAAAAGAAUAAUGAUAUUUGAUAUGAAAAACAAGCAAGAGACUGCAGAGUAUAUUUUUUUUAUACAUAUAUGUAAACAUUCAUAAAACUAUAUUUAUAUAGACGGAGCAACUUUUGUGAACAAACGUUAAAUGUAAAACAUCAGUAGAUUAUUUUAUAAGCCGAUAAAUUACAAAUAUUUUAGCAAACUCUCAAGGAAACUAAAUUAACUUUUUCGAACUUUGAUUGUAAAUAACUGAAAUAUCACGAAAAUCCUUUGCAGAAAUACGUUUCAAUGAAAUGUCUAUAAUGGAAAAGUUACCAAAUCUUUUAUUCUUAUUGAGUGACCAUAUCAACUGAAUACUUUAUGUGUAAGCAAUACUAAGCCCCAAUAUUAUCACUCGAUAUGUCAACCGAACAAACAGAAGAGUAUUUUAUUAAGUGUAUAUUAAAAUUGACUGCACAAGGCAUUGAACAUUGAAUUUGCGCAAUUUACAACUAAAUAUACUCAUAUUCCAAAACAAAUAUAAUUAAAAUUUAAUCAUAUUCAUUAGUAAAUUAUAAGCAACUGAAAUGCAUUCGAGAUAACACUCUUUCCCCCGAACAACCCUAAGAUCUAUCUCAGAACAAUAUUUACUGUAUUUAUUUUAUAUGCAUUUAUUUCACCAUAUUUACUUAAUUUCUCGAAUCAUAAGCUUAGUGACGAUGAACAAUGAGCAAAAAAAGUUUUUUUCUUGAUCGAUUUUAUUUUUGAAAAUUUAAACUGGACAAUUAUUUUGUCCCCAACUAUUUAAGAGUCGUAUAUUAUUUUAUAGUAUCUACGAUAGAAUUUCUAAUUCUCUAGUAACUAAGUAACUAGUAACUCUGAAUAUACUACAUUUUUAUAAUUUA